Molecule: messenger RNA, 552 nt
Organism: Truncatella angustata
Lineage: Eukaryota; Fungi; Ascomycota; Sordariomycetes; Amphisphaeriales; Sporocadaceae
Exons: 3
Coding region: 1-552 (183 amino acids)
Source: RefSeq, a predicted model, not a curated record
AUGUGCCUAUACAAGGUCACUGCCGCUGUAGACUGGUCUGUUCGAGGAACGAGAUACACGGACAUGGUAUCACCGUUAAGCCAUACAGACCUCUUCAUUGAUGUCAUUUCAUGGAGCACCUCUUUGGUGAUGUGUGUGACGUCUUCGGCAGCAAGUACGCCGCUAAAUUCUCGUCGGAACGGAUUGAAGCACUCCGGUCUGACCUCCUUGACCUGGGUCGAUGACGAUCUUCUGCUGCUUCCUAAGCACAAAGCCUGGUGGCGGGUUCUCCAUAUCUACUCCAUCGUCGAUCGUAUCCGGGACUGCUCUCAAAGAUGGCAAGGGGCUUUCCCAGGCGGAUAUUGCGGGGUUUCUCCACGUAUGCAAAGGCAUCGCGACCCCGGGACCUGGCCACAUGUUUGCUUGUGCGUUGUGGUGGCUCAGCCGUGGCUUUUGGAAGUCAUCAAAAUUGAUGUGUUCAAUGUUGGGCAACAAUCCAGUUGGAAGUUUCCGCCUGAUUACGCCAAAGACGGAUUGUAUUGCAAGCUCGCGACAGUUCCGACCACAUGUUGA